AUGAGUGUACCUGUUUGGGGCUGGGGGGACAGUCACUGCCUCGGGGUUCAGGACUCGCCUCCCUCACUCUGCCCCUCCCUCAGGAUGUCCAUGAGGAGCCCCGGCUCUGCCCAGCUGGCCCUGGAUGACGUUGGCACCAUGGUGAACUGUACUGUCAAGUCAGAGGGGAGGAAGGAGCACUGCCACGAGGCCCCCCAGGGCUUGGCCACCGCAGCUGAACCCCAGCCCGGAGAUCCAGCCCGGGCCCCCCAGGAUGGUGCUGACCCUCAAGCUCCAGCCCAGGACAGCAGCUCCCUGGAAAGCAAUGGGUCCCCAGAACCCAAGAGACCAGGAGGCUCCGAGGCUGCUUCUGGAAGCCAGGAGAAGCUGGACUUCAACCGAAAUUUAAAAGAAGUCGUGCCGGCCAUCGAGAAGCUGCUGUCCAGUGACUGGAAGGAGAGGUUUCUGGGAAGGAGCUGUGUGGAAACCAAAGAUGUCAAAGGGACCCAGGAGAGCCUGGCAGAGAAGGAGCUUCAGCUGCUGGUCAUGAUGCAUCAGCUGUCCACCCUGCGGGACCAGCUCCUGACGGCGCACUCGGAGCAGAAGAACAUGGCCGCUAUGCUCUUUGAGAAGCAGCAGCAGCAGGUGGAGCUGGCCCGGCAGCAGCAGGAGCAGAUCGCUAAGCAGCAGCAACAGCUGAUUCAGCAGCAGCAUAAGAUCAACCUUCUUCAGCAGCAGAUCCAGCAGGUCAACAUGCCUUACGUCAUGAUCCCAGCUUUCCCCCCAAGCCACCAACCUCUGCCUGUCACCCCCGACUCCCAGCUGGCUUUGCCCAUUCAGCCCAUUCCCUGCAAGCCAGUGGAGUAUCCGCUGCAGCUGCUGCACAGCCCCGCCGCCCCGGUGGUGAAGAGGCCUGGGGCCUUGUCUGCCCACCACGCCCUACAGGAGCCCUCCCAACCCCUGAACCUCACGGCCAAGCCCAAGGCCUCCGAGCUGCCUAAUGCCUCCAGCUCCCCGAGCCUGAAGAUGAGCAACUGUGGACCCCGUCCUCCCAGCCAUGGGGCCCCCACACGGGACCUGCAGGCCAGCCCCCCCAGCCUGCCUUUGGGCUUCCUUGGUGAAGGGGAUGCUGUCACCAAAGCCAUCCAGGAUGCCAGACAGCUGCUGCACGGUCACAGUGGAGCCUUAGAAAGUUCCCCCAACACCUUCCGUAAGGACCUCAUUAGCCUGGACACAUCCCCAGCCAAGGAACGGCUGGAGGAGAGCUGUGUGCACCCACUGGAAGAAGCCAUGCUGGGCUGUGAUGUGGACGGCUCCCGCCACUUCCCUGAGUCCCGGAACAGCAGCCACAUCAAGAGGCCCAUGAAUGCCUUCAUGGUGUGGGCCAAGGAUGAGAGGAGGAAGAUCCUCCAGGCCUUCCCAGACAUGCACAAUUCCAGCAUCAGCAAGAUCCUUGGCUCCCGCUGGAAGUCCAUGACCAACCAGGAGAAGCAGCCUUACUAUGAGGAGCAGGCGAGGCUGAGCCGGCAGCACCUGGAGAAGUACCCUGACUACAAGUACAAGCCACGGCCCAAGCGCACCUGCAUCGUGGAGGGCAAGCGGCUGCGGGUGGGCGAGUACAAGGCUCUGAUGAGGACCCGGCGCCAGGAUGCCCGCCAGAGCUACACGACCCCCCCGCAGGCCAGCCAGGUGCAGAUGAGCCCCUCAGAUGUCCUGUACCCUCGGGUGGGAGGCGUGCCCCUGGCACAGCCCCUGGUGGAGCACUAUGUGCCCCGCAGCCUGGACCCAAACAUGCCUGUCAUCGUCAAUACCUGCAGCCUCAGGGAGGAGGGCGAGGGCACGGAGGACAGGCACUCGGUGGCUGAUGGCGAGAUGUACCGGUACAGCGAGGACGAGGACUCGGAGGCCGAGAAGAGCGACGGUGAGCUGGUGGUACUCACAGACUGAUCCCGGCUACGUGGGCCUGGCCCUCCUCCCUGGGGAAGACCAGGCCCCACGCCAGCAGGCUCAGCAGCCCCACCCGGACUACGCUGGUACUUGGACUUGGGCAUGCCUGGGAGACGGGCACAGCUGUGCCUUUGUAGAUACAUUCACAAUGGGCGAUGCCCCCUCCCCACCACACCUGUGGGCACACCUGAGGAGCUGAUGGCCUGAGUGGGUCCUGCAUGGCGGUGAUGGGCUGGGCUGGCUGAGCUCCGUGGUGGCCCUUGGGGCUCGUGGCCAGGGGACACUGUAUGACCCUCCCCUCCUGCAGGUCUCCCCAUCCCAGGGGUAUGGCAGCUACAGACCUGUCCCGCUAGGGGCCACAUGCUUUGUUUCCAUUCUUGUCCUGGCUGGACCAGCCACCGUGGGACCAACACGCACCGCCCCCCCACCACAGUACCCCAGAUCGCUCCUCUACCACGAGGAUCGCUUUGUACUUUGUGCAAAAAGGUCUGGCUCUCCUCCAUGUCUCUAUCUUCUGCCAAGCCUUUCGUGCCUCUGGCUGGUGUGUGUGUGUGUGUGUGUGUACCCAUGUGCACAAGUGCACAUGUGUUUUCAUCUGUUCUUUCAUUGCACAAGGU
Physeter macrocephalus (sperm whale) is the source of this 2543-nucleotide messenger RNA. RefSeq names its product SRY-box transcription factor 13 (gene SOX13). Gene Ontology annotation, molecular function: RNA polymerase II cis-regulatory region sequence-specific DNA binding; DNA-binding transcription factor activity, RNA polymerase II-specific. NCBI's taxonomy places the organism in Eukaryota, Metazoa, Chordata, Mammalia, Artiodactyla, Physeteridae. Gene Ontology annotation, biological process: regulation of transcription by RNA polymerase II; cell fate commitment. The record is from RefSeq and is a predicted model, not a curated record. Gene Ontology annotation, cellular component: nucleus.